This is a messenger RNA of Austrofundulus limnaeus, 10257 nucleotides long. RefSeq names its product Ral GTPase activating protein catalytic subunit alpha 1 (gene ralgapa1). Gene Ontology annotation, molecular function: GTPase activator activity. The coding region runs from base 313 to 8214 and encodes 2633 amino acids. Lineage: Eukaryota; Metazoa; Chordata; Actinopteri; Cyprinodontiformes; Rivulidae. The transcript has 45 exons. The record is from RefSeq and is a predicted model, not a curated record. Gene Ontology annotation, cellular component: cytoplasm; nucleus. Gene Ontology annotation, biological process: regulation of small GTPase mediated signal transduction; positive regulation of GTPase activity.
UUCCUCUUUCCAGAAAAUUCAGAGGCCCCAGAUCUGAAGCAGUUCUUUGACCAGUACUAUUCUCAUAUCUACUAUGUCUUCUUUGAAAACUUUGUCACCAUUGAGGUCAGCCUCAAGCAGAAAGGUCAUAAGUCUCAGAGGGAGGAGCUGGACUCAAUCCUCUUCAUCUUUGAGAAAAUACUUCAGCUUCUGCCAGAGAGAAUCCAGAGCCGUUGGCAGUUCCACAGCAUCGGGUUAAUUCUCAAGAAGUUGUUGCACACUGGAAACUCCCUAAAGAUUCGUCGUGAAGGCGUGUGCUUGUUUUUGUUGUGGAUGCAGGCUCUGCAGAGCAAYGCAGAGCACGAGCAGCUCUGCAUGUUUGCGUGUUUGAUCCCUGGUUUUCCUGCUCCGGUCUGUCACGGGUCCCCUCGGACACUGGACACUCUGAUCAACCCGCCGCUGAGUCUGACUGAGACUCAAGUCACUCCUGAAGAAAUCACACCGUUAGUUGCUCCUCAAUCAGGAGACAAAAACCAGGAAGAUCUCACUGCUUUUUUUCUGGAAGCUCUGCUGAAAUACAUGGUAAACCAGGCAAAGUCUCUAGAGUGGCGAUGUAAAGAGAACCACGAACGUGGCUUCAACUUCCUCUUUGGCCAUUUUAGGAAGUUCUACCUUCCUCACAUAUUUCCCAACUUCGCCAUGGAAACAAGCCUUUACAACCCUAUUUUAGACGUCCCUCCGAUGCGUCCUAAACCGUACUACAGCAUGGUGCGCCGAGAGCAGGACGCUGGUGAACCUCAGUUCUGCACCAAAGAGAGUUUCCUUCAGGCCCGAGUCAUCUUCAUCCGCUGGCUGGUUUCCUUCUGGUUGGAGCCUCGGCCCAACGCACAAACACACAUCCCAGGAACGGAAGGAGAAAAUGUCCCAAAAAACAUACAGCGAGCAGCAGCUGGACUGGCUGCUCGGUCUGCAGGCAGCUCCGACGACAGCGGAGGAGGAGGACUUCGGUCCGAAAGUCACCUGGAAGGAAGCGGUAGCUCCUUGGGGCCAGCAGGAGGUGGUCUGGGCGCCUGCGGGGGUCCAGGGGCAGAACCGGAACAAAGCCACUCCAACACUUCCACGCUGACGGAGAGAGAACCCAGCUCCUCCUCGCUCUGCUCCAUGGACGAAGAGCAGCUGACAGACAUGGAGGUGGUGAGGAGAGUCCUGACCAACUCCAGAACCAGCGUCAACUUCAUCAUUGAGAUCUUCAGACAGGCAUUUCUUCUUCCGAUGUGUGAGGCUGCCGCGAUGCGAAAAGUGGUCCGUGUUUACCAGGAGUGGAUCUCCAUGGAGGACAAACCCGUGUUUAUGAAGGAUCCCGAUGAAGGACCCUAUCCUGUACCUGCUGCUACCACCAGCCUGGAUUCAGGCUCUCAGCUUGGAGAUAAAGAAGACGAGGGAAGGAACAAAGAGAUUGAGAGUGAAAUGCUGGAAUAUUGUGUUCAUGCUGGAGCUCAAACCACACUACAAGUAUUUAUCACCCACUCUGCUAACGUUUUCCUGCUGGAACCUGCUAAUGACAUCAAGAUCCUUUUAGAGGAGCAUGUUGACAUGUGCAAGCGAGUCCUGAACAUCUACCGCAGCCUCGUCAUGCACGAAACUAUGGACCAGAAAACAUGGGAGCAGAUCUUAUUGGUUCUGCUGAGAGUGACAGAAUCUGUCAUGAAACGACCUCCAUCCAUCAUGCCUCACGGCAAGAAGAGCAACACUCUGUCAGGCAGGCUGGCCGGGCCGAUAUUUCAGACGUUGAUAGUUGCCUGGAUUAAGGGAAACCUGAACGUUUAUAUCAGCAGAGAAUUGUGGGACGACCUCCUCUCCGUCCUCUCCUCCCUCACCUGCUGGGAGGAGUUGGUCACAGAGUGGUCACUCACCAUGGAGACCCUCACAAAGGUGUUGGCAAGGAAUCUGUACAGUGUGGAUCUGAAUGAGCUCCCUCUGGACAAACUCAGUGAACAAAAACAGAAGAAACACAAAGGAAAGGCUAUCAGUACAGAGAACCAGCGACAGGUUGUGGACCGGUCUUUUUCUCGAGGCUGGAGCAGAGACCAACCGGGUCAGGCAGCGGCCAUGAGGCAGCGAAGCGCCACCACCGCCGGCUCACCGGGCAUCGAAAAAGCACGGAGCAUUGUGCGCCAGAAGACCGUAGCCCUGCGUAGCUGUUCUACGGGCGACUCUCUGCUGUCCUCAGCCUUUAUCCGCAGUGCUAAGAGUGCUCCUACUCUGGCUCCGCCUCUUCCUGUCCUCCACCACCAUCACCCCUUUUUACCCCCCCUUGCCGACAAUCUGGCAGACCUGGAGGACCAGCCCAUCACACUGACRUCCACUCGAAUGCGCCACGCCUCCCAGAGCGACGAAGCCCCUCCCACCUCCUGUUCCGAGGUCUUCCAGGCAGGGUCCUGUGACCUGGACACCCCGGGCCCGUCCGCCCUCGCCAGGAGCAGCAGUGCCUCUGACAUCAUGGAGCCCUUCAUCGCCGAGCGGGUCAAAGGUGAAGAACCCCAGAGGGACCCCGUUUCAUUCCUGAAUCCUCACCACCACCACCCCUCCACAACUACAGCAGACAGCCACACAGCUCAGCCACUCUCACAAUCCCUCACCUCCCCCUCUCCCAAACCUUUUACCUUCUACAAUGGUGUUUCCUUGUCCUCAAACGCGCAAAGUGACGAUAGCGUUUAUGACCAGCCCUGGCUUCAGACCGGCUCUCAAAGCCUCGUUUCAGGCUCUGAUUGGGUAAGCCGCUGGGACUCCGCCUUCGCUUUUUCCUCUGAAAAAGAACUCGAUGCGGACGAGGGGGAAACGGGGACUGAGGUUGAGGAAGACGAUUUAUUCUCCUCUAUUAGGGACUACCUCAGUCAGAGAGGAGCUGAAAGAAAAGAAGAGGCCAGAGAAGGAGACGGUCACCUGUCAGAAAACACCGUCACUGAACCUGUGCUGGUGCAAACAGGAAUUGCUAGGUUGCAGCUAGCGUACGCAGGGCAGCUAGAAGAAGGGAAACAGGUGAUAAGUGAGGACAGACAGGUAAGUAAAUCAGUGAGACACUGCAGUGUGGAUUCCACAGAGGAGAAUGAGGCAGAGCAGCGCAGCAUUUAUGAGUGUUUGGAGUUGCAGUGUCAGUGGCCGUCACCCAUUGUUAAAGGGAGCUCGAGUUUAGAAAGGAACUCUGAUGAGAACAAGGGAGUUGGUACCGGAACCGGAUCGGAAGGGAAAUUUGACAUGUGGACAGAGUUAGAAGAAACAAAACCGGAGGAAAAGGCAGGAGAAAUAAACACCAGACCCAGUUUGAUCAGACAAGAUUCGACCACAGCUGAACCAAACUCUGAAUCUGCUUCACAAAUCUCAGACGCUGCUAAAGCAAAGAUCUUGUCCGGUAGCACCAAGCGACUCAGUUCUGGUUCUAGUGUUCAUGUCAGCUUCCAGCCAUCGACUGAGUCGGUCCAGUUCCACAACCCUCUGGAGAGUAAGGAGGCCCACUGGAAGGCCCGGCUGCGUCGACUCAGUCACUUCCACACACACAGUCAUUCAGCCGGGGAGAGACUGAGCAGAUCCGGGUCGGGGGGGAAGCUGGCAGCAGAGGGUGCAGGUAAGUUCGGCUCCAGAGCUGGAGUUGGCCACAAAGCAGGGUCACAGGAGAGGUUUUUGCCUGGGUCGGCUGCAGAAAGCAGCGGGGCUGUGGCCACAGAUGCUGCAAGUCUGGAAAACAGGCCUGGGACUGGAGGGGACAGGCAGCAUUCUGGAUCCUUUACAAGAUCCAACCCGGGCCCUGAGACCAGCUCAGAGGUCUUGUCAGGUAGCUCCGGUUCCUCAGGCUUGUCCACUGGAGUGCGUGGACGCCUGGGACGCUCCGCCUUGCGAUCCCGAGUGUCCCGCUCUCGCUCCCAGGAGCCCGGCUGCACCGCCUCUCGGCACCACCAGGGGGCUCUUCUUGGUGGCGUUUAUAAGAGUGUUGUCCAUGCUCUGUCCUCUAAACCUCGACCCAGAGGUCAGGGAUCGUCGCAGGGUUCUUCACCGCAGCGACAGAGUCGGGCUGCCAUGGGCGACGCCUCGCUAAGGGAUCUCUACUCCCACGUCCUGGGCUACUUUGGACGAAAGACGACAACGCCAGCCAACAAGGAAGAGGUGGUCCAGAAGGCUCGUCCAGUCUCCAGCGACGUCGGAAGCAGCAACCCAAACUUCUCUGACCUCAUGGACGAGUUCAUCCAGGAGAGACUGAGAAGCAAAGGGACGGUGGGGCGUCGUGGCAGCAGCCCCAUUAGUCUGGAGGUUCCCAGAGACCUGCCAGAGCUCCUGGAGGCCGGUCAGGGUUCCGGGUCACGACCCAGUGACGACCAUCGACCCGUGGAUGACGGCGUUCCCUCCGAGUGGACGUCACCCGCAAGUGCAAGCGGUUCUGAUGUUGUCAGCUCCGACAGCCAAUCAGACUCCUUUAAUGCCUUCCAGUACUCGGCCUGCAAAUUUGACAAUUUUGCUUUUAGUUCAGAUACGUGUGGAGGAGGAGGUGGGUCUGGAGGAGGUGGUCGAGGCAGCUCGGUGGACCAGGAUAGUCUGGGUGGAGGUCUGGCCAGCGAGGAACACGAAGUAGCCAGUUUGACGACGCUUCACAUCGACUCAGAGACCAGCAGCCUCAGCCACACGGUCACUGUUACUGGUUCUGAAAGUGCCUCACCUAUGCAUUCCCUCGGGGGCUCCCGUUCCCAGACCCCCUCCCCCGCCACUCUGACAGCCGAGCACGCUGAUCACACACACUCACACACACACUUACAGCUGGACCAGAAACUCCACAACUCUGUCCUGCAGACACCUGACGAUCUGGAAACAAGCGAGUUCCCCUCUGAGGACUGCAGUGUGAUGGCAGGCGGUUCUCUAACUGGAUGGCACGCAGAUGUUGCCACGGUCAUGUGGAGGAGGAUGCUGGGUAUCCUGGGAGAUGUUAAUGGCAUCAAGGACCCAGAAAUUCACGCUCAGGUCUUCGACUAUUUGUGCGAACUGUGGCAAAACUUGGCCAAGAUUAGAGAUAAUUUGGGCAUUUCUUUGGACAACCAAUCGUCUCCCCCACCUCCCGUUCUGAUCCCUCCACUCAGAAUCCUUACCCCGUGGCUUUUUAAGGCCACCAUGUUGACAGAGCGAUACAAGCAGGGGAAGCUUCACGCCUACAAACUUAUCUGCAGGAUCAUGAAAAGACGACAAGAUGUUUCCCCAAACACUGAUUUUCUCACACACUUCUACAACAUCAUGCACCAAGGACUGCUGCACCAAGACCAGGACAUUGUGAACACCAUCAUCAAGCACUGCAGUCCGAGGUUCUUUAGUAUUGGUCUCCCUGGUGCCACCAUGUUGAUCCUGGAUUUUAUCAUCGCAGCUUCUCGAGUCACAGCCUGUUCAUCACUUAAUGCUCCAAGAGUGGAGGCCCAGAUCCUUCUCGGCUCUCUGGUGUGUUUCUCCAACUUUUACGAGGACCUCGCUGCUCUCCAUCCGACCACAGCCGACGUGGUUUUAACAAAGUUUCCUGAUGUCAAGGAGCACAUAAUUAAAACCAUCCUGACCUCUGCUAGGGAUGAACCCUCCGCUCCUGCUAGGUGUGUUGCUUUGUGCAGUCUGGGUAUCUGGCUGUGUGAGGAGUUGGUUCACGGGACUGAACAUCCUCAGAUUAAAGUUGCUCUAAAUGUCAUCUGUGUUACACUAAAGUAUCCCAAUAAGAACGUAGCUCUGGUGGCAUCAGACGUCCUUCACCUACUGAUCAACUACGUGGACCAUCUUCACAAAUUCCCCCCUGAAACUCCAAAAAAGAUCGUAGAGAUUCUGAUUGCCACCAUAACAUACUUACUGCCAAGUACAGAGUCCUCUCCUCAUGAACUGGACAAAAGGCUUGUAGUUUCCCUCUUGUUGUGUCUGUUGGACUGGGUGAUGGCUCUGCCUCCAAAGACUCUCCUCCAACCUGUUCAAACACGAAGCCCACCUGAGAAGGAUCAACCCACCAAAACCCUUCUCAGCUGUAUUUACAAGGUACUACAUGGUUGUGUGUAUGGAGCACAGUCUUUCAACAGUCCCAAGUAUUUCCCGCUGCAGCUGUCGGACCUGUCGAGUCCAGAUUACGACCCGUUCCUGCCGUUGGAGAGCCUCAGAGAACCAGAACCUCUGCACAGCCCGGACUCGGAGCGCUCGAGCAAACUGCAGCCUGUCACUGAAGUUCGAAGCCGUAUUCAACAAGGCCUUGUUUCUAUAGCAGCCAGAACAGUUAUUACCCACCUGGUCAAUCACUUGGGACAUUAUCCCAUGUCUGGAGGUCCUGCAACUCUGUCCAGUCUGGUGUGUGAAAACCAAGACAACCCGUUCUGUGAGAGUGCAGAUCUGGGACCAGAACUUUUCAAUUCACCCAACCUGCAAUUUCUGGUUCUGAACGGCUCCACGCUGCUGUCGGUGCUUCAGAUCCGAUCAGAAUCCGGCGUUCCAGGAGGCGGAAUGACAGCUGGGUUGUCUUCUGCUCCAGCUUGCGUUCGUGUCAUCAUCCGAGACGUUGCCGGGAAGCACUCCUGGGAUUCUGCCGUCCUCUACGGGCCUCCGCCGUGCUCUCCGAGCAGCCCGGCACACGCACUUUUAACACAGACGCAGUCGCCACUCAGAGCUAAACUCCAGUUACACACCCCGCCAGGAGGUCCGCCGAAGAAGAUGGAACUGAGGGAAGAAGGCAGCGAGGAAGAGGAGCAGGAAGUGGAGGGAGGAAAAGGAACGGAGGGUGACGGGCAGGAGUUUCAGUUAGACGGGGAGGUGCAAGGUGAGGAGAGGAAGGUCAGUGAUGAGGAGAAGGCAGAGCCAGGAGAUGGUGGGGAAGAUGAGGAAGUAGAGGGGGUGCAGGAGGAAGAGGAGGAGGAGGAGAUGAGGGAGGGGGAUGAGUCAGGCUCGGAACAGAUUCUAGCUCCGCCGCUGGCUAAACGUGUGUGCAGAGAGGCGGUGCCGGCGUGGGAUUCGCUGAAAGAAGGAGACGAUGCUUUGGAUGAAAUGCUGCAGUACCUGGGAUACUCGAGUCCCGAGUGUCUGCAGAGAGCAGGCAUGCCACUUAACAUCCCAGCUUUUCCUCCCACGUGCGUUUCAGAGAAGCAGGAGAACGAUGUGAUCAACGCCAUCCUGAAACAGAGCGCUGCAGAGCGAGAUUUCGUCCUCCAUAGAGGCGAGGGGCUGAACAUGCGGGCGGUGCAGCAGGCGGAACCGGAGACGGAGACGCCGCAGUCUGCUUUCUACUACUGCAGGCUGCUGAUCAACAUCCUGGGCCUCAACUCCUGGGAAAAGAGGAGUAACUUUCACUUGCUGAGGAARAAUGAGAAAUUACUGAGAGAGCUGAAGAACCUGGACUCACGUCAGUGCCGUGAGACACACAAAAUAGCAGUAUUUUACGUGGCUGAAGGUCAGGAAGAUAAACACUCCAUAUUAACAAACACAGCAGGCAGCCAGGCUUAUGAAGACUUCGUGUCAGGACUCGGCUGGGAGGUGGAYCUCACCACCCACUGUGGCUUCAUGGGAGGCCUUCAGAGAAAUCGCAGCACGGGUCAGACGACGCCUUACUACGCCACCUCCACCACUGAAGUCAUCUACCACGUGUCAACACGCAUGCCUCACGACCAGGACCAAAACCUCACUAAGAAGCUCAGACACCUGGGCAACGAUGAGGUCCACAUCAUUUGGUCAGAACAUUCCAGAGACUACCGUCGAGGAAUCAUCCCCACUGAAUUUGGAGACGUUUUGAUCAUCAUCUACCCCAUAAAGAACCACAUGUAUUCCAUCCAAAUACUCAAAAAGCCAGAGGUGCUGUUCUUUGGUCCUCUGUUUGACGGUGCCAUCGUGGACAUGAAGAUUUUGCCCACGAUGGUUCGAGCCACGGCCAUCAAUGCAAGUCGGGCCCUCAAAUCCCUCAUUCCUCUCUACCAGAACUUCUAUGAGGAGCGAGCCCGUUACCUGGAGACGAUAGUGCAGCACCACCAGGAGCCGACUACGUUUGAGGAUUACGCAGCUCGGGUCUACAGUCCUGCUCCCUACACUCACCUGCCAUCUGACACAGGCUCCUGCCUAGAGAUUCUUCGGGGAGAAAGUCCGGCUCUUGGGGAGGCAGGGAGCGACUCGGCGUCCCCAAUGUCCCCUCGGACUAGCAAGACCCGCAUGUCCAUGAAGCUGCGCCGCUCCUCCGGAUCUGCCAACAAGACCUGAGCGCUUCCACCCGCACCUCACGCUGAAACGUUUAGUUUAUUUAAAAUAUUCAAUCUGUCAUGACUGAAGGAAACCAUCAGCGGUGUCCCUGCUGCUUCAAUUUUUUUUUUCUGCUCAAAAAAACUCACGUCUUUUAAAAUAUCCAUAUAUUCCACUGUGAGUGCAGCUUCGCUUGAAAUGAAAUGAGUCGCAGCAGCUGCAGCAUUGUCAUAAAUAAAUGGUGCCAAAUGAAAAAAGUGCACAAACACUAAAGUGUUUUAGAAAAGACGUUCAGAGAGAACAAACUCUGGAUGAGUGUUUGUGUGAGAACAGAACAGGAUGUGUUACAGGUGAGCUUUUUACUCGCUUCAUUCAGUAACAAGAAUUUAGAAAAACAAAUGUAUUUUUAGGUGCUCUCAGUUCAUCUGUAUUAAAAUAAAAACUGGUUCAGAUAACAACGAAGCUUUUUUUUAGUGGACUGAACGUAAACCGUCCCUCCUCCUGUGGUGAAAACAAAAAACAUACAUCUUUUACAAAAAAAAAUUAAAGACUGAAACACUCCACACUUUAAUAAAACACAUGAAAGAGGAGGCACUUGUUUGAUUUUUGUUUCUUUCCAGCUCAUGUUGUAAAACAUGGACAAGCACUGAUUUAUUUUGUUUUAUUUUUUUGUAAAUUGUGUUUUCACAGAUCGAGAAUAUCAUAUGCUGUAUUUUUCUGUCACACAAAGCAAGAAACCACAACUUUUCUUUCUUGGUUCUUUUGACUAUAAAUAUUCUGUAUAUCUAUACGAGUAUAAAUAUAUAUGUAUAUAUAUAUUAGAUAUGUGGAUAUCUCAGAGAACAUGUACAGUGUCAGGAAGUUUGUUCUGUAUAUAAGGUUGUGAGAAAAGCUGCCAAAGCCAAACUGUGGUCGAACCUCAAACCACGAAAGAAAAGAAAACAGGUCAACACUAGAAGAUCUUACUGUAAAACAAACCUUUUUCCCCCUGAUUGGUUUGCACUUUAUUCACAUUUAGAAACGCCUCGUUACCAUAAAACCAAACUAAAAAAUAGAAGAUAAAUCUGAUCUAUUUGGGAAAUUAUGUUUUGUUUUGUUUUUUUAAUUAGCUGAAGAUUUUAGGUUCUCAAUCUGUGAUUUUCAGUUUGAUGAAAUGAGUAGAUUUAUGGUGAAGUAACUGGGGGGGGAAGGGGGGAUCUUAGGUCAUCAGUUCGUUUUUAUUAUUUAAUCUGCUCUUGUGUUAAAGUAAAACAACCCCAAUCCUGCCAAAUUACAUGGAAGUACUAAAAAAAUACCUAAAGGCUGGAAAACAACGGGAUUUUUAUUAGGAUUUAUCUGGAUAAGUCGUAUGUUUUUUUUUUCAUGGAUUAAGUGAUCAAUGAUGAAGUUCGUAAGACCUGUUUCUGAAAAUGUAAUUCAAGUUUUUUGCAUUUUUUUUCUUAAAAAAUAGAUUCUCUGUAGAAAACAGAUGAAUUUUGUUUGUUUGUUUUUGUUUGUUUGUGGGCUUUAUUUUUCCAAAUGCCAUCCUGUAAAAUAUUGUUCUUUUACGAGUGUUGAGUUUCACCGACUGCUGUCUCUUUAAAUGAUUAUCUCUCAGUUYGAAGCUGCUUUAUUACGCUCUGUUACAACACUUCAAACACCCAGAACUCGUUCACUUUAAAGCCCAAACUCUGUCCCAGAACCUCAAACACUUCAUGUUCAUCACGUCAACACUUUGGAUCAUUUUCAGCUGUUGUGAUGCUUUAAUCCUCUACAUUCACCAACUGUAAAAUCUCAGAUUUCAUCAGUUUUGCAGAAACCAAAACCUUGUUUUCCCAAAGCUUCUCACUUAUUUUUUCUUAUAGGAACUUUUUGCUGUUGUCUGAUGAGAGGAAGAAAAGACUGAUGUGGAACCUCAGCUGUUUGUGUUUAUCUGAUGUAAAUAACUACUGAUUUACAAGCUGCAUGGCUCAAAACUCCAGUACUAACUGCAUGCAUCAACACACACUCCACAAACUGUCAAACUAUGUAAUCAAUGUGCAACAUCCUGUUUCAGACACACAAUAAAUGGUUCCGACCACCCUG